Molecule: messenger RNA, 4495 nt
Organism: Lynx canadensis (Canada lynx)
Lineage: Eukaryota; Metazoa; Chordata; Mammalia; Carnivora; Felidae
Gene: TRMT61B
Product: tRNA methyltransferase 61B
Biological process (GO): tRNA methylation
Cellular component (GO): tRNA (m1A) methyltransferase complex
Source: RefSeq, a predicted model, not a curated record
AUGGGUCAGCGGUCAACUGUUUACUCGGCCCACAUUCCGAGGAGGAAAAUGGGCCCCCGCGCGGGAGUGCGACUCGCUCCAGAGACAGUUAACUCAGCGACACCCGGGGGCCCGACCCCCCAGUUCGGCCUCCUCGGCCCCUCUGCACGCACGCGCAGUCGCAGAGCUCUUCCUGCGAAGAAGCUGCGGAUACUCAGCGGCGGCUGCGUCAGCGCGUGUGGCCGCGAGAGGGCCUCGAACGGCCUCACGUCACUGUGUGCGACGGCGCCUGCGCCGGAGAGCAUGCUGCCAGCCGCGCGGCGAGGUCUGGGCCUCGUACGGCUGCGGCUCCUUCGGGGGUGGCCUGGGCUCACGACCUUCUUCCAGCGCGGCCUUGGGCCAGAGCCCUUGGAGACAGCCCGGUCACUGUGUUGCGAAUCCUCCCCUAGAGACGCACGGGAUGGAGAGGGACGGCGCGAAGCGGCACGGAAGAAAGCCCCCGGCACAGAGUCGCCCCCGUCUCUCCCUCCGCGCGUCCGAGGCACUGGGACCAGACGUCUUUCGUCGCUGGAAAGCCUCAGACUGCCGACGCCACGAGAGGAGUCACCCCCUCAAGAGCGCGAGGACUCGAGCGGAGACCAGGGCCAACCCGGUCCCGCCCACCGGGGAGCUGGGGGUCCCUUGCCGCCCUCCCUGGCCCAGUCCGGGAGCGAGGUAGAAGAGCUUCAUGGCUCCUCUUCCCGAUCGACUUCCAGAGAGGGGCCCUUUCGCGCUGGGGAGCUGAUCUUAGCCGAGACGGGGAAGAGAGAAACACAAUUUAAAAAAUUAUUUAGGUUGAGUAACGCCGGACACUUAAAUAGUAGCUGGGGGACAGUCCCGUUCAGCGAGAUCGUGGGGAAGUUUCCCGGCCAGAUACUGAGGAGUUCCUCUGGGAAGCACUUCAUGCUGAGGAGGCCGGCGUUGGAAGACUAUGUAUUACUGAUGAAAAGAGGGCCUGCCAUAACAUAUCCGAAGGAUAUGAAUAUGAUACUGUCGAUGAUGGAUAUCCACCCAGGUGAUACUGUUUUGGAAGCUGGCUCAGGCUCUGGUGGAAUGAGCUUAUUUUUAUCCAAAGCAGUGGGAUCACAAGGACAAGUCCUCAGUUUUGAAAUACGAAAAGACCACCUUGAAUUGGCUAAGAAGAAUUAUAAAAACUGGUGUGAUUCAUGGAAAAUAAGUCAUGUAGAAGAGUGGCCAGACAAUGUGAAUUUUAUUCAUAAGGAUAUUUCAGGAGCAACUGAAGAUCUAAAAUCUUUAACAUUUGAUGCGGUUGCUUUGGAUAUGUUGAAUCCUCAAGUUGCUUUGCCUGUUUUAUACCCAAAUCUUAAACAGGGUGGUAUAUGUGCUGUAUAUCUAGCAAACAUCACACAGGUUAUUGAACUUUUAGAUGGAAUUCGCAUCUGUGAACUUGCUCUCACAUGUGAAAAGAUAAGUGAAGUUAUUGUCAGAGAUUGGUUGGUUUGCCUUGCAAAACAGAAAAAUGGAACUUUACCUCAAAAAGUAGAACCUAAAAUCAAUACAGAUUUACAAUUACAUUCUCAAAAGAAAGUUAGUAUUGAAGAUGAGGUGUUUCAAGAGGAUGACCAUGAAGAAUCACAUUCGGAUUUUCCAUAUGGAUCAUUUCCCUAUAUUGCUAGACCUAUACACUGGCAAACUGGUCAUACAGCAUUUCUUGUCAAGCUGAGGAAGUUUAAACCACAACUUAACUGAGUACCUCAGAGGGUAGCAACUGAUGUGAAGAAGGAAAGGUAUCAAAAUAGAACUUUAUAUUGCAAAACACUACUUUCAUAGAUUGAAAUUUUUUGCUAUAUGAUUUGUAUAACUUUUACAUAUAAUUUCAAAAAAUAACAAAAGCUGAAGGAAGAUGUGUAACAUUUCAAAACAAUUUAAAUGUCCCAUUUUGACACUUGUCUUGUAGUUUGACAUUUUGUAGUUAAUGAUUCCAGGUUGGUUUAGUUGAGCCAUUUCAUUCUUCACUUCCUGUAAACCACUCCAUAGAUUUGUCUUUCUUCAUAAAAUUAGUUUUCUUUUCUUUGUCUGAUUGAUGGUCGUUGGCUACCAAAAUAAAAUACGCAUUUUAAGAUAAAUUUUAAUGUAUUUGUGUAUUUUAAGUACAUUUUUUUUUUUUAAUUUUUUUUUUCAACGUUUAUUUAUUUUUGGGACAGAGAGAGACAGAGCAUGAACGGGGGAGGAGCAGAGAGAGAGGGAGACACAGAAUCAGAAACAGGCUCCAGGCUCUGAGCCAUCAGCCCAGAGCCUGACGCGGGGCUCGAACUCACGGACCGCGAGAUCGUGACCUGGCUGAAGUCGGACGCUUAACCGACUGCGCCACCCAGGCGCCCCUUAAGUACAUAUUUUAAUGGCUUGUCUGUAUCUUAAAAAGUAGCGAAAUCUGGGUUAUAGUAAAUAAUAGGAAAACUGAUAAGAAUCAUAUAACCAUCUUAAAAACUGUAAUAGAAGAUGUAACAAUUGACUCUUUUAUCAGAAUCAUUUUAACUUGUUUGAAAGAACAUCAGAAUUAAUUAGGGGUUUAUUAUUCAUAGGCAUCAGUUAUUUAGCAUUUACCAGGUACCCUACAUUGUUUUAAACUUUAUAUAAUGUUUUUUCAUUUAAUAGAGGUAGCUUAUCUUUAAGGUUAUCUAUAUUCUACAGGUAAACAAAAACGUAGAGUGGCUAGGUUAUUGUUUAGAUACGGGUUUUUAUAGUUUUUAUGUUUGUUUAUUUUUUGAGAGACAGAGCACGAGUUGGGGAGGGGCAGAGAGAGAAGGAGACACAGAAUCCGAAGCGGACUCCAGGCUCUGAGCUGUCAGCACAGAGCCUGAUGCGGGCUCAAACUCACAAACUGUGAGAUCAUGACCUGAGCCGAAGUCGGACGCUUAACCAAUUGAGCUACCCAGGUGCCCCAAUGUUUUAUAGUUUUUAAAGGGUAGUACCUGGGAGGAUAAAUGCUGCUAUUCCUGGAUUUAUCCCUUAGGCUAUUUAAAAUAAUAAAUAUUCUAAAUAACAUUUUACAUAUUUUUCAUUUUUUGGAAAAUUUUAACAUCUCUGCUUUUUUAGACCAUAAAGUUUAACUAGGCAUUAAAUAGUCACACAAAUAGAAAAUUGUUAUAUGCUCCAAAGAAGUACAGAGUACUAUAAUAGAGGUUUUGCUCUGGCCAAGUAAUUACCUAUGCAAGUGACAAGUGAGCUGAGACCUGAAUGGUAAGUACAAGUUAACUAUAGCAGGGAAAAUGAGAACAAAAAAGGCCAGUGAUGCUGGGGUUGAGUGAAAGAGACCCGAAAAAUAAGUAGGGGUUAGGUCAUGCAGGAUCUUCUAGACCUCUUAAGCUUGUCUAUCCUAAGAAAAAUAGGGUCUCAUUGAAGGAUUUAGUGAAGUGAGGGGUAACAUGCUUAGAUCUGUGUUUUGGAAAAAAAUCACUCGUUGUAUUUGGGGAACAGACUGAAUCAUAUAAGCAGAUUAGUCUUCUGAUGUCAUAUUUCUUUAUGGUAACUAUCUAAACACUCAUACAGUAAUAAUGGCUUUAUAGUUUUCAUAACACUUCAGAUACAUAGAAGCUCUGAAGUAUUUUUUUUUUUUUUUGGAAGUUUAUUUAUUAUUGAGAGACAGAGAGAGACACAGUGUGAGCAGGGGAGGGGCAGAGAGAGAGGGAGACAUAGAAUCUGAAGCAGGUCCCAGGCUCUGAGCUGGCAGCACAGAGCCCAACGUGGGGCUCGAACUCACAAACCACGAGAUCAUGACCUGAGCCGAAGUCACUUAACUGACUGAACCACCCAGGCACCCCUGAAGUACAAUUUUAAGUUCUGUCAUGGAACAUGCCUUUUUCUUCUGUCCUGUGUUUAACCAGUAGUGAAAUUCUUCAUGUAUUAUUUUAAAUGCAAGUUCUAAUUGUACUACAUGGAGAAGGGGCUGGCUUAACAGCAAAGAAAAGUUGUGCCUCUACUCCUAUUUCACGUAGAAUAAUUAGUUUCUGUUCAGUACACUGCACUCAAUUCAACUAUUGACGUUGAAUUGAACAAGAUGUCUUUAACGGUGUCCAUUCUAAUAAAUAUUGAUGAAUUGAAAACCAAACUACAUAAGCAAAUAAGCAUUUAUUUAUAUGGUUAAAGUCCAGCUUAAGCCCUUUCUCCAUGUCUCCAUUGAACAUUAAGCAUGUUAACAAUCUUGCUUAUGGGACAGAUGUGUUCUUUUUUAUUUUUUUUAUAUUUAAAGUAAGCUCUUUACCCAUUGUGGGGCUUGAACUCACAACUCCGAGAUCAAGAGUCGCAUGUUCCACUGACUGACCCAGCCACACGCACCGCCUACAGAUGUGUUCUUUUAAAGUUAACCUUUCUUAAAUUCGUGUCUGGCUGUCAUCUCUCAUACUGUAAACUCCUACAGAUUUGUGACUGAUUCCGUUGUCUUCCUAGUACCUUCCAGAGAUCCCACCUUUUCCACCCACUAAUGGUCAAUAAAAAUGUGCUGAUGGCUGUAAACCUA